Pelecanus crispus (Dalmatian pelican) is the source of this 1200-nucleotide messenger RNA. Lineage: Eukaryota; Metazoa; Chordata; Aves; Pelecaniformes; Pelecanidae. The record is from RefSeq and is a predicted model, not a curated record.
CCAGAGGAGCCGGUCCUGCUGGCGGAGCUGAAGCCGGGCCGUCCCCAGCGGUACGACUGGAAAUCCAGCUGCGAGACCUGGAGCGUGGCCUUCUCCCCCGAAGGCGCCUGGUUCGCCUGGUCGCAGGGACACUGCGUGGUCAAGCUGAUCCCCUGGCCCCUGGAGGAGGCCGAGCUCUGCAAAACCUCAGAGCGCAAGAGCCGUGGCAGCAAAGUGGAGGCAAGGAGCCGAGGGGUGGCCAAGGAGAAGACGCUUGAGUGCGGCCAGAUCGUGUGGGGCCUCGCCUUCAGCGCCUGGCCGGCGGCAGAGGCGGGGCAGACAGACCCCACCUGCGCCGUGGGUCUUCCCUGCCUGAUCCUGGCCACCGGGCUCAACGACGGGCAGAUCAAGGUCUGGGAGGUGCAGACAGGACACCUCCUCUUCAGCCUCUUGGGGCACCAGGAUGUCGUCAGAGACCUGAGCUUCGCUCCCAAUGGAAGCCUCAUCCUUGUGUCGGCCUCGCGGGAUAAGACUUUGCGCAUCUGGGACCUGAGCAGAGAUGGGCGGCAGGUCCAGGUGCUGUCGGGCCACGUGCAGUGGGUCUACUGCUGCUCCAUCUCCCCAGACUGCAGCAUGCUCUGCUCCGCUGCCGGAGAGAAGCAGGCGCUGUUGUGGAGCAUGCGGUCCUACACCCUCAUCCGGAGGCUCGAGGGGCACCAGAGCAGUGUGGUGUCAUGCGACUUCUCGCCAGACUCGGCACUCCUCGUCACCGCUUCCUAUGAUGCCUGCGUCAUCAUGUGGGACCCCUACACUGGGGAGCAGUUGAGGACGCUGCGCCACGUCCCCUUGCACUCGGCGGUGGACUACAGCAGUGAAGUCCACACCAGCUCCCUGCGCUCUGUCUGCUUCUCUCCUGAGGGCCUCUACCUAGCCACGGUGGCGGAUGACAGGCUCCUGAGGAUCUGGGCGUUGGAGCUGCGGUCUCCAGUUGCGUUUGCUCCCAUGACCAACGGCCUGUGCUGCAUGUACUUUCCACAUGGCGGUUUCAUUGCCACAGGGACCAGAGAUGGCCACGUCCAAUUCUGGACCGCUCCAAGGGUCCUCUCAUCGCUAAAGCACUUGUGUCGCAAAGCUCUGCGCACCUUCCUGACGACAUACCAGGUCCUCGCGCUCCCCAUCCCCAGGAAGCUGAAGGAAUUCCUCACUUACCGGACCUUUUAA